AUGUUGAAAGAGAAAGAAAUAAUGGAUAAUGAGAAGAAACAAAGUGAAACUGUGACUGUAAAGGAAAUUCAAUUAGAUGAUACCAAGAACAGUGACACAUCAUCAGAAACAUCUUCUACUGACAAACCAAGAAAACCAGACAGUUUGAGCAGGGCUUCCAAGAGAAGAAAUCGUUCUUUGAAUUCAACGGGACUUGCCAAUGCUGCUAAAAGGAAAAGGCAGACAAGAUCGUCUGCAGGAAGUGAGAGAAGCCGUCGUUCAAGAUCAAGAUCAAAUAUUCCAGAGUUGAAACCCCAGGAACUCACUGUACCUGUAACACCACAAUGCCUGAAGCGUCAGAAAACCAACAAGCCUACAAUGAUCAAACUGAAAACAACCGAAGAACUUGAGAUGGAAUGCAUUGCUAAGCUUCGCAAGCAAACCAAGAACCACAUCAAAGCAAAUGAGAACAUGAUGAAAAAAGCAUUUUCAUGUACCUCGGUUAAGCCAGUAAAAACAAAUUGCAUUAGUCUAACACAACCACAGGAGUUUAAUUUUCAAACUGAAAGAAGGAUAAAGCAAAAUCCAGAAAUAUCAAACCAAUCAUCAGACACAGUUAGUGAAGAUGUUGAAAAGGGAUUUUGGAACAGUUUAAGACAACAUCCACCUUCACCGACAUGGAAAAAUCGUAAUGUAACAAUACCAAAGCCUUUCAAUCUGAGUAAUGGUGGACAAAAGAAACGCAAACAUGCGACAAUGGAGAAAGACGCCGGUGUAGAGAGUGAUUCAUACGUUCCCGUAGCUCUUCAAGUUUACAAGUUUCAAACUUCAACGCCUCCAAGAUUUCAUACUAAGGCAGCAAACGAUAAAAACAUGCCCUGUGCAAACAACCCAGAAGACAGUAAUGACAAUACGGUUGUAACGAAGACAAAAUCGCUUACCGUCCCGAAGACACCGAAUCUGAGCACCAAGACGCGUUCACGUCCCGUUGAUUCCGCUCCUCUAAAAUUCGUCCCGUUGUCACUGAACAACUCAUUCGGCGGUCCGCGUCGACUGACGAACCUACAUACGGCUUGA
Messenger RNA from Xenia sp. Carnegie-2017, 1056 nucleotides. RefSeq names its product targeting protein for Xklp2-like. NCBI's taxonomy places the organism in Eukaryota, Metazoa, Cnidaria, Anthozoa, Malacalcyonacea, Xeniidae. The record is from RefSeq and is a predicted model, not a curated record. The transcript has 5 exons. The coding region runs from base 1 to 1056 and encodes 351 amino acids.